Molecule: messenger RNA, 7109 nt
Organism: Clarias gariepinus (North African catfish)
Lineage: Eukaryota; Metazoa; Chordata; Actinopteri; Siluriformes; Clariidae
Gene: fgl2b
Product: fibrinogen-like 2b
Exons: 2
Coding region: 10-5877 (1955 amino acids)
Source: RefSeq, a predicted model, not a curated record
CAAGACAAAAUGUGGCUGUCUAUGUUUUCUGUCUGGGGCAGUCUGCUAACACUAGUGGCAUCUCAGAGCUGCCCGGAUCCAUCUGAGAACAGCGCUUCGUGGGUGAGGUUAAAACCUCUAGGGCAGUGCAAGGAUGGGGAAAGUACAUGCCCUUAUCGCAUCACUCUUCCUCCUCUUACUGUUCAGCUUCCCAAGCAUUUCAGGGAGUUGGAGAAGAUGGCUGAAGAGCUGCAAAGCCUGACAGAGAUGUUGAACCAACUCAAAGCGGACUGUUGUGAAUGUAAGGACAGGCAGGAAAAGGACUGGAACAUACGGACAGAUAAUGAAGGGGAGGAUGAAGAAAAGAUUCAAGCUUCUAAAGGGACACUCAAGAUCAAAGAGAGACAGCAGGACAUAGUCGCAAGAGAAAGUACAGUUCAAGUGACUACUUCAAGAUCUGGAAUGGAAGACAUUUUGAUUAUCAGCAGUGAUGCAAAAGAUAUAAAUCCAACAGCUAACGGAAAACAAAGGAAUACCAAUCAGGAGAGAAAAAUGAAUCCACAAACCACUAAACCAAGGCCUGAGAGCAAUGUAGGGCAAAAAGGAUUUAACCCUGUGCGAAAAAAUCUAAUAAGUGGGAGUAUGAGCAAAGCCGAAGAGGUCCCCUCACUUACAACAACAAAAAAGAACACACCACAGGCUAAACUGACUGAAUCAUCUUUUUCUGGACAUUCAGACAAUGAACCACCUAAACAUCAUGAAAAACCCAAGGACAACCCAAUCAAGGUGGGACAUGGGAUGAACCCUAGUGAAACCCUGACUGCGAAAGGCAAGGUGAAGAGUGUCCCUGAAUACCAUGUGGUGACAUUGGAUACAGAGGAUGAUGUAGAAACAAAGCAACUGCAAACAACUAAAGGUGAUAAGGUACAAGAGGAAAGACGACUGGUGCCUGGAAACGAUGCUCAAAACAAUAGAGAACUUGAAAUAAGCAUGAAACAACUUACCGGGAAAACACAGACCAAGGAGGAUAAUAAAGAAUUACCUGACGCUGGAAUGAAAGAAUCAAGAUCCAAUAUUUCUGAUGACAGUGUCAGUGUAAUACAACAGCCAACCUUGAAAAAUAUGGAAAAGAAUAAUCAUGGUGCUACCUCUACUAAGCCGAAACCAUUAAAACCUGGAAUAUAUUCAGGGGGGGAUGCUAAAGUGAACUCAAAACCAGUUAACACAGAUGACACAACAAGACGACAAAAGAAGGUAAUGUCACCCAUCACAGGAAGAGCUAAUGUCUCACAUAACAUAAGUCAAAUGGAUCAACAAACAGUGGGAAUCGAGUCGAAAAAUGCAUUUAUACCUGACAUGGAUGCAACGAUGGACACUGGAACAGAAUCAAAAGUUAUCACAGCAAAGAAAGUAAGUGAACAAGCAAAGUCACUAUCACCAGCUAAUAAUACAGUAAGUGAACUUAAGCAUUCAAGACCACCCAACACAGGCAGAGCUAAUUCCACAGCUGAUGGAGAUUUAAUAAACCGAUCAACACUGAGCAGUAAUGUUCAGACCCGAAAGAAACCUGGAAAGGAUGCAGAGAGUAACACUGGGAUGAAUGCACAUCGAGUCAGUGGACUACAAAAUUCAGGAUUACCCAUCUCAGGCAAGAAUGAUGGCAAAGCUGAUGUAAGUCCAACGAAUUCACAAAUACCAAACAUUAAGUAUGACUUCAAAGCAGGCACAGAUUCAGAGAUUGAUGCUGGAAUAGAUUUAAAGCCAGUAAAUAUCAUUGAGACAGUCAGUGAAAUAAAAAAUUCCAGAUCACCCAUCUUAGAGAGCGUUAAUGUCACAGCCGAUGUAGAUCUGAUAAAUGCAAAAAGAAAAAGCAGUAACUCUCAAACCACAUUAAAACCUAGCAAAGAUGCAGAGAGCCGUUUUGGAAUGAAUUCAAAUCUAGUCAGUGUACAAAACAAUUCAAGAUCACCUGUCUCAGGCACGAUUGAUGGUAUGGUUGGUGAAAGUUUAACAAAUCCACAAGUAGGGCACAGGAAAACCCAUGGCAAAACUAACACAGAAUCAGGAAGUGAAGCUAGAGUGGGUAAAUCAAACCCAGUAAACAAUGUUGAGACAGUCAGUGGAAAAGGGACAUCAAGAUCACCCAUUUCUAAAGAAAGACUAAAGAAUUCUAGACCACCCAACUCAGGCAGAGCUAAUUCCACAGCUGAUGCAGAUUUAAUAAUUCGAUCAACACCAACGAGUAACGUUCAAACCCCCAAAAAACCUGGAAAGGAUGCAGAGAGUAACACUGGAAAGGAUGCACAAAAAGUCAGGGGACUACAAAAUUUAGGAUUACCCAUACCAGGAAUAAAUGAUGGCAAAGUUGAUGUAAGUCCAACCAAUUUAAAAAUACCCAGCAUUAACUAUCCCUUAAAAACAGGCACAGAUUCAGAGAUUGAUGCUGGAAUAGAUUUAAAGCCAGUAAAUAUCAUUGAGACCGUCAGUGAAAUAAAAAAUUUAAAAUCACCCAUCUCAGACAGCACUAAUGUCACAGGUGAUGUAGAUAUAAUAAGCGCAAAAAGAAAGAGCAGCAACUCUCAUACCACAUUAAAAUCUAGCAAAGAUGCAGAGAGCCAUAUUUCAAUGAAUUCAAAUCCAGUCAAUGUACUAAACAAUUCAAGAUCACCUGUCUUAGGCAAGAUUGAUGCUUUGGAUGGUGAAACAAAUCCACAAGUAGUGCACAGGAAAACCCAUGGCAAAGUUAGCACAGAAUCAGGAAGUGAUGCUAGAGUGGGUAAAUCAAACCCAAUAAAUAAUGUUGAGAUAGUCAGUGGACAAGGGACAUCACCCAUUUCUAAAGAAGGACUAAAGAAUUCGAGAUCAUCCAUCCUAGACAGAGCUAAUUCCACAGCUGAAAUAGAUCUAGAACAUACAAAAUCGCUGAAUCCUCAAAUGCCUUUCACACAUGACGCAGAUGUACAUAGUAAGAGUGGAAUAGAUCAACACCAGUUUAACGCAUCUGAGACAGUCAGUCACUUACAAACAUCCAAAUCCCCCAAAUCAGACAUAACUGAUACGGUUGCAGUAGGUCAAACAUAUCCAGGAACACUGGAUGACACCUUUACAAAUCCUUUCGAACCUGUUACAGAUAAGGACAGAAAUGCUGAAAUGGAUUUAAACCCUCUUAGCAAAGUUAAGACAAAUAACCCACUAGAAAUGCCACAAUUAUCAGUUACAGACAAAGCUGAUGCUACAGUUAAUGUAAACCAAAUAAAUCCACAAACAACAUACAGUAACUCUAAAAAUACCACGGUGAUAUUAACUUCAGAUAACAAGGUUGAGACAGUCAGUGGACUAGAAAAAACAAGAUUGCCUAUCGCAGUAUCUGAGAGGAAGCCUGGAAAAUAUCCAAACCGAAAUCAAACAACUGAUAUUGAAAGCAAAGAGACAUCCAAACCACCCAUCUCUGAUUCCAGACCAGAAGUAAGUGGUACAAAUUCCACCCUGAAUGGUAAUAGUGGUUUACCCAGAAGACAAUUUCUGCCUAGAUCAAAAGUUAACAUGACACAACCGAGGAAUGGAUGGGUUAAAAGUGCAAAACCUAUGAGUACAGACACUAAAAGAAAAAUAGCACCAACAAACAACAAAACUACAUCUUUAAGAAGUGAUGCUAUGACGAGCGGCAGACGCCUGCCCACUGGACUUCUUCCUAAAAGACAAGAGAAGCAGCAAGAAAUCACUCACCAACCAGAAAGAAUCAGUCCCACUGGAAUAAGUCUAAGUAAGGAUUAUAUACAAAGAAAACCGAAUAUUUUGCAAAGACUACCAGUAAAUCAAAGUAAAGCCUUUGGCUCAGAAGGAUCAAAAAACACAAGUCGAGUAAUUGAUUAUACGAUUAGCAGUGGGACAACACAUUCUAACUCUAAAACUGCAUCCGGCCCUAAUAAGUUUAACAGCACAGCCUAUGACAUGAGUCGAUCUGUCAGUCCCACUUUGGCAACACAGGAUAAUGUGGAUCGAGCUGAUACAAAAGAAACAAAAACCUUACCUACAGUCAAUGUAUUACGCACGUUAAUAAAUCAUCAUGUUGAAAGUACCUCUCAAAGUAUUGGGAACAAACCAAAAGGUAAAAACACCAGUGUGAGUUCAAGAGAGGAUCUGGUUUUGGACACAGCAGGUAAAACUGGAAGGGACACACAACCUCGUGUUGUGGAAGAGACAAAAGGCACUGAAAGAAGACCAGGACAAACCUCAUUUAAAACUAGCAGUAAAGAUUCCAACCAGCAAAAACUCAAUAAACCACCCAGAGCUGGAAGCAUUCAGAAUCUUAAUGAGAAGAUGCCUCUGGUUGUGGAAAGCAGUAGAAGGCAUGAGUUAAAUUAUCCUACUACUGUAGCUACCCCUUUCACAGUAAAACCACAGAUUAAAGACAAUUACAGCAAAGGAUCCCGGUUUACUCCUCCGAUUAAAACAGCACCACAUUUUGUGGAUCAAGAUCCUGUAGAACAAGCCAAAACUACUUCUGGAGUGAAAGUGUCAAAUAAACAUAUUCAUCCCAGGCUUGAAAAUCCCAGCCAGGAAAUGGAGCCCAAAAGUUCUCAUAGUGACACUGGAAACAAAGAGUUCCACAGUGCAAGCAGUGGUCAAGGGUCAAGGGUGGGUCUGGUGACAGAUCUUCAACCCAACUCUUUGGACCCCAUACAAAACAGAACAACUAACUCAAAACCUAUUGUCAUGGACAUAGUCAAGGCCAGUACAGGCUCAAAGGUGUCAACCAUAUCUACAGAAAGCACCAAUAAAAACAAAGCAAAAGACCUAAACCCAGUUGCUAUAAACAGGAUUGAGGCUAAUACAGAGGCUAAUCAAGUAACUCAAUCCUUAGACAAUGCCAAACAUCAUGGAAAGAACAAAUCUUUAUUAGGAUCCACUGACCCUGUAGAGGACAAUAAAGAAGGACAUUCAAUCAACAACAAUAAUGGUAACCAUUACCCAGUUUCGGUAACCAAUAGGACUGGUGCAACUUUAAACAAAAUAGCAGCUGGGCACCCCAACAAUGGAGGUAACAAGAAACCACUCACUGUUAACAACAUGGAUGACAGACAGGGUUUAGAGAAGCAGCUGUUGAACAACUGCCGUGGACAGUGUGAUCACCGUCCAGCUUCUCAGUCAAUACUUAACAGCCAUGAGACAUCAAACAACGACAGAGAUAAACCCUCACAAGACUGUUCUGACUUCAUGAGGAGAAACCUGAGAAGUGGCAUCUACAAUAUAACACCAGCCCAAUCAGGCAACAGGACUUUCCCCGUGUUCUGUAACAUGAAGUCCUCUGGUGGAGGCUGGACUUUAAUUCAGCGUCGCUUCGAUGGAAGCAUCAGUUUUAAUCGUACCUGGAAUGACUAUAAGCAGGGUUUCGGUAAGCUGAUGGGUGAGUUCUGGCUGGGUAAUGACAAGAUCCACUGGCUAACGUCAACUAAAACCAUGGUAUUGCGAAUUGAACUAGAGGAUUUGGAUGGAAACAAGGAAUAUGCCCAGUACGACCACUUUCAUGUAGCUAAUGAAAGUCAGUACUACAAGCUGACGAUAGAAGGAUAUUCAGGCACAGCAGGAGAUGCUAUGCAGUACAGCAAACACUUCAACCACAACCAGAAGAACUUUACCACUCCUGAUAGAGACAAUGAUCAAUACACCUCAGGAAACUGUGGAGCCUACUAUGGCUCUGGAUGGUGGUUCGAUGCAUGUUUAUCAGCGAACCUGAACGGGAAGUAUUACGAAACAAAAUAUAGAGGAGUGCGAAAUGGCAUCUUUUGGGGUACCUGGCAUAAUAUUUCCAUUGAGUCCUACCUAACCCAUGACCGACAAUCAUUUAAGACUGUGAGGAUGAUGAUUAGACCCAGAACAGGAUUUCUGAUGGACUAGUUGUUGGACAGAUGGACAGAUAAAAUUCCAAGGACAGCUGUUUCCCUGUUACUUUCAGAAAGAAGUUGUAGAUCUACUUGGAUAAGUUUUGGGAAAAAUCCCUUUUCCCUUUUAGUGGAUUGUUAUGUGCUAUUUUAUUACUAUGCAGCUCAGUACAGUUCCAUGACAGUAUUGUUAAUGUUGUUAAGAGAUGUUUAUUUCUGGUUAACAAUUUGGUCCAUUUACAUUUUAUGAAGCAAAGGGCCAGAUCAGCCCCAGAAUAAAUAUUUAUUAAGGUUACUUAUACAAUGACCUUAUCUUCACUGGUAAAAUAAAUGGAUGGAAGCCAGUAGUAAAGCUGUAAAAGUGACGCAUUAAGGUGCAGAACAAAUUGCACACUGUGUCCAAAAGAAGAUUUUGACAAAAUGACAAGUUUUUGUCUUAAAACAAAACGUCAUUUGAUUUGCAAUAAUUAUAUCCAAUGGAAUUUUGGAAAUAAAUGAGUUAUUAUGUGCACUAGAGUUUAUUGGAGGGUGAAAAAUAAAAAACAACAGAUCACUUUUUUAAGAACUGAACACACUUCAUCAUGUUGUUCAAUGCAUAGCACUUCAUUUAUAUUUUUAUAUGUAAAAAAGCUCAGUGUUAUGGACAAAAAAAGCUUAUAUUUUAUACCAUUACUUAAAAAUAUAUAAAAAUUUAUGAAAAUAUAUGAAGGAGCAUGAACAAUGAUGUAUGAAUAAACUCAUGCUGUUUAUGUAAUUCAUCCAAUUACUACAUUAUUUUUAAUAUUGUAUUAUGGGUUUCUUCCAUACCAGUGUAUACCAUCUUUAUAUUCACAUUUUAUUUUUAUUAUUAUUUACUAAAAUUCCACUCAUAUUUCUUCAAAUCCAACCAGUGGACCACAGCAAACUGGCAAUAAUGUGAUGGGUUAAACAGAUUUUUAUGAAUACAUACAAGCAAUAAAAGUUUUUAUUUUUUAUUUUUGACUACAUAAGGGACGGUAUAAUGUACAGUUUAAUUCAAAUACAAAAAUAAUUAUUAAAAAAGGCUUAUUAGUGCAUGUUAACAUCUUCAUAAACAGAGCUCUUCUGCUGAAGCUUCACAUCUUUCAUAACAAUGGGUAAAAUUCCAAGGUCCUCCAAGAACAGCCUAAAAUUCUUACUGGCAUAUGGAUCAAAGGAGCUAGAAACAUUCCUCAGACAUUCUCACCCACAACAAUAUAAUGGUAUCAUAUAGUUUAGGCACAUUUAUGC